Leptopilina heterotoma is the source of this 3427-nucleotide messenger RNA. It is a transcript of the gene MED24, whose product is annotated as mediator of RNA polymerase II transcription subunit 24. Bases 179 to 3169 code for a protein of 996 amino acids. The record is from RefSeq and is a predicted model, not a curated record. NCBI's taxonomy places the organism in Eukaryota, Metazoa, Arthropoda, Insecta, Hymenoptera, Figitidae. Gene Ontology annotation, molecular function: transcription coregulator activity. Gene Ontology annotation, cellular component: mediator complex. The transcript is spliced from 11 exons.
ACUUCCUUUUCAAAAACAAAAUGGUUGACCGUGUUUACUGAUGCCUUUGCAUCUGUUUCUGUUGUAUUCUUAAUAAAUGUAAUUUUUAUUUUUUGAAACAAAAUAAAAAAUAUGUUUUCUGCAGAAAUUUCACUGUUAAUUGUCGAGGGCAAUAGAAGAGACGUCUUAGUGAAACAUUAUGUGUAAUACUCUUUUGACAAUGGACAAAGUUACCAGCAAAACUAGUAGCCUUAAAGCUCUUUUAUUAAGAGCUUGGCGUGAACGUUGGAGUGAUUUGCAGUGGGGAAUAAAUAUUAAAACUAUUUUACCACGUGGUGUGAGUGGCGAUGUUUAUAAUCUAGCCGAUUGUAUACUUCAACAAGCAUUAGUUGGUCCGGGUCCAAAUCAUUUAGUACUCUCCUACCUCAAACAUUCGCUUAGUUCUCAGCUUGUUUCAUAUGCGGCCGUUUUGCAACGAAUUAGCAAAUAUGACGCAUUUCAUAAGCCACAUUGCAUUUUGAGUUUAUUGAAUUUCCUGGAAACAAUUCACAUUGGAAUAACGUGUCGUGGAAAACCAGAGGAGGAUCUUCUUGCCGCAGCAGUAUUGUCGGUUGUACAUUGGUUACUACAAUGUUAUUUACACGCAUUAUCGAAAGCGCCACAAAAUAAUCCCCUAAAUCCACAAUCAUCUGAAUUAAUCGAUAAACCCGCCAGUAUUCUCAAAGAAAUGCUCAAUUCCAAUUUUAUUUGCGCCAUGAUGUACUUAGCGAAACACGACGAUAAAGAUUUAUACGCGGAGGUUGUUAAAAAAUGUCAAGAAAUCGAAGUACUUCAUCGUGGUAAUAAUGUGAAAUCAACAAUUAUAUUGGAUGAGACAUUAAAAAAGUUGUGUGCAUUAGAAAUUGAAAAUAUGUCACAUUGUUCAACGAGAAUUGACAUGGAACCAAUAACGCAUUGUUUACAAUCAUUGUUGGCAGUUCAGGGAUCAUUAAAUUCAAGUACAGAAACGGCAACUUUUGUCAGUCAAUUGCAAAUGGUGCAAAGAUUGAAGAAUUACACAAAUGCGCGACUUUAUUGUGAACUUAUCCGCGCUAGUUUAAUGAGUUUACACAGUGUCGCUGGAUCAUUUAGCGAAUCCCAUUGGGGGGCUUUUAUCUUCUUGAAAGUUCCAAUUAUUCUUAAAGAAUUGCACGCAGCAACUUUAACUGGCGAUGAAAAAUUUGAAUACUCACAGGAUAUUUUGGAGGCUUUUGAACUGUUACUUCAUUUCACGCCAUUGUUGGAUAAAAUUGACGCAACAUAUUUGUGUAAUUGCAUCGAGAGUAUAUUGAAUAAAUUGCAAAAAGUGAAUUUAGUCACGGAGAAACAAGCAAAACAGAUAAGUAGCCGAAGGGAGGGAAUGACAGUUGCACUGCAAAAACUCGAAACGCCAAUCACAUCAACGUCGGUUAUUCCAAAAGUGAUAAUGCGCGCCGAACAAACAUUAAGUGGUUUAUUAAAAACAUUAAAUGCCGAUUAUGCAAAAAUAAAGGAUGCACUAUUAAGUAUGUUACAUCAAAUUCUCGCGGGGAAAAGUUUUGAUUUAAUAAUGGCAGUUGCUUCGGUUGAGGGUAAACUUAAAGCAUUUGUGACGAAGAUGAUAAAAUUUAAUGAGGCAAGUAAACAAGCAAAUGAACAACCGGUUAACGAUAAGUCAACAUCAACGCGAAGUAUUAUUUUCGAUGUUACAUUCCUGAUGCUCUAUUCAAUUGUACAAACAUAUGGUUGUGAUGUACUCGAGGAAGGUGGCGAUUCAUUUUUCGAACAAUGGGUACGUGAGUGUAUGCCAGAGCGUGGAAAACCAAAAUCACCGCAUAAAAUGCUGCAGAAUAUUGAUCAGAGUGUUGUUGAUUCAUUGUUACAACAUAUUUAUUCGGGUGAAAAUGAUUUUGUCACGAGUACAAUGAAUUGGGAUGGUACGUGUCAAGCGGCAAUGGGUGUUGUUAAGGAAUUACUUAUUGGAUGGGAAUGCGGUGGUUUGAGUGCUGGUGAUGUGAAACGUGCGCUAGAUCGUUUACGUAAUGGUUUUUGUUGUUUGCCAGUUUGUGCGACAACAUGGCUGUGCGCACAUAUGAGCAUUACUAAUCAAGAUGCACUUUUGAAACCAAUGAAUAUGGUACAACAAUUUUUAACUCCCGCUACAAGCGACGAGUCACAGGAAUAUUACAAGGAGAGAUCAUUGUUAAUGUUCCAAAUAAUACGAAAAAUGCAAUACGAUGUCCGGCCACCGACGCAAUCGAAGAAAGUUCUCACCGUCUCUCACAGUCUGAUAUCUCGUCAACCAAUUUUGGAACAAUUGGAAUCAAUAUGGCAGGAUAUUCAUCAUCGUGGUUGGAUUAAUAUUCAAGCGGCGGAAGCUCUCGUUUCUUUAUUAAAUACAGGCGGAUCUCUUUGGUUUGUUUCAAAUCUAGUGAAGGCAACGUUAAAAUAUAAAUAUCAAGAGGAACUUGACAGAGCCGUUGAUUUGACUUUUGCCAUUUUUCAUUUCGACAUUGAAAAUUGUACUCUUGAUCUCAUCAAUAACGUUGUUCCCCAGUAUUUGUAUAAUAGCUUACAAAGUGAAGAAUUAGUUGAGCCACAAUCAUUUGUAUUGGCAAAAUUAUGCGUUUAUUGUAUAUUUUCAACGCUCGAAUAUAAUAAUACAAAUCCACAGCAUGGUAAUAGUAGAAAACGUACACGACAUGAUUUAGAUGCCGAUGAAUUGGAUGCACUUGGUGUGCCGGCAAAUAAAAUUUUAAGACUGAAUGAAGCUGGCGAUUCAAAUCCAAUAUUUGGAUCAAAUUCACCGCAAUCACAAUUACCAACGAAUGGACAAAAAAUGAUUUUAUUACGCGAUCCACUUUUAUCGGCGUUGAAUAAAAUUUUCAAUAAUUUCACAUAUCUCGCCGGUAGAAAUGGUGAGGUCUCACAGCAAACGCAUUUUAUUCUACAAUUUUUGCGUUUAAUGGUGCAAUGUGGAAAAGAUAGAACGCGAAUUGUUCUACAGGAAAUGCCGCAAACUUUGGUGCCUUGUCUUCUAAAAGCACUGCCGGAAUGUUUCACAACUGAUUUACUAUUGAGGUUGUACGACAUUCAAACAGCAGCGGGCCGAAAAGCAACUGCACGCGAUUUGUGCAUGCUACGAAAUAUUAAUAUGAAACCUGCCAAAUGAAUUUUUGGAAACGUUAAUCGUUUCUAAUUAAUUAGUGUAAGGAAUUUGUAUGUUAUAUUUGUUAUACGGUGUACAUAUUUCCUUUUGAAACAAAAGAUAAUUAUUCUCCCCCCUGUGUCUAAAGAAAUUUUUUUUCCUAUGAAAACUUGGGCUUUUCUCUCAUUUAAAAAUCCAAUUUUAUCGUUUCGUACUUUAAACAUUAUUUUAAUUUAUAAUUCUUAUAUAUGAAAAAUAAAUAUUUUAAAGUAUAUAUAAACA